UGAGUUGCUUUUACCGAGGAGGGAAGCGACGAGACGCGCACAGAUGGGUGAGAACCAGUCCAGGCCAGGGAUGCUUCAUCAGGACCAACAUCUGGCCUACAGAGGUCAAGGCAACAACAAUCGCUCCUCCUCGUUGCCAAACAGGAAGUACGACCAGGAUGGCAACUUUAACUUCCUGUCCGACAAAGACGACUUCACAGGGACGGGCGAUGACAAUCAGAACCGCCAGCGUCCUUGCAAACUGGGUCCUCUCGGCCCCGACCCGACCCACUCGUCCUCCCACAGAAACUCCGGCGUCCUGUCGCCUCGCUCCCGCAUGCCCUGCUGGAGCACGCUGGACCCCCUGCCGGAAAUCGAACACGGGGACGACGAGUACGGCCGCGUGCCUCCCGAUGGGGCGGAGGAAAGGAGGCUGGAGGAGGAGGAGGAGGGGCAGCAUCGGGAGAAAAUGGAGCUUCCGAGGAAGAGAAGCAGCAUCCCGAGCAGGCAUGAGAUGGAGGAGAUGAUGAGGCUUGAGAAAGACGAGGACUGGGGGGACAGCGAGUCUGAAUCGGACUCUGGCGGGAGCAUGUCCUCCCUCACCAUGGAGACCAGGGGCGACUGGAUGUCCUCAGGAGGUUGGGACCGCAUGGGAGUCGGGGAGCCCAGACCGAGCCACCAGGACUUCGACUCCAGCAGGGGCGGCUCCAGAGAAGCCUCCGCAGCCGCCGCGCGACGACGAAGCCUGGGCCGCAAGUCCAUGUCCAUGUCCGGGAGCAACCUGGAAGACCUCCUGGAGGAAGGGGCGGAGGAUCCGCGCCGCCGGUCCACCGACUCGGACGUCGGCGAGGACCCCGAGCUCAUGGACGCCGUGUGGACGCUGCGGGACCGCGAGAGGUUCAAGGCGCAGGAGAUGGAGAAACACCAGGUGCAGCUGACCAUGUACCGCCGCCUGGCGCUGAUCCGCUGGGUCCGCACCCUGCAGGGCCGCGUCCAGGAGCAGCAGAACCGCCUGCAGUCCAGCUUCGACGUCAUCCUCACCAACAGGAAGGAGCUGCUGCGCAUGGGCGCCGCCGUGAUCAACGCCGCGCCCGCCGCUGCUGUGGGACAAUCAUAGGACCGACAAAACAUUCCUGUCCACUAGGCGGCGCUAUAACCCUUAGACGUAAGACCCCUCUAUAGCCAAUCAGAAGACUUGAACGCAGCGUCAAUCAUGGAACUACAGAACCAACGUCCACUGCAGUGGACAUCUGUCUUUUGCUUUUUUUUUUCCAAAAUGUACAACUAACAAAAAAUAGACCAAAAAAA
Molecule: messenger RNA, 1287 nt
Organism: Nerophis lumbriciformis (worm pipefish)
Lineage: Eukaryota; Metazoa; Chordata; Actinopteri; Syngnathiformes; Syngnathidae
Source: RefSeq, a predicted model, not a curated record